AUGUGUAUCCUUUUGCUGUCAACCGCGCAUCCGAAAUAUCCGCUAGUGCUGCUGUCGAACCGGGAUGAAUUCCUAGAUCGCCCGACGAAAGCUGCUGGGUUCUGGCCGGAGCCGGACGCGGACGUGAUUGGGCCUAUGGAUCUGGCGAGGGAAGAGCAUGGGACGUGGAUCGGGGUGUCGAAGAGUGGGCGGAUUGCGAUUCUUGUGAAUUUUAGGGAGGAGACUGUCUCUGAUGCUGUUAGUCCGAUAUCGAGAGGUGCUCUUGUUCGACAUUUCCUGGUCGCGCGCGAUCAGUCGACUUCAGAAUGGGCGCAGUCGGCAAUUACGAAAGCAGGUCCAGGCGGUCUCUUCAGUGUUGGAGGGUUCAGCAUGGUCUGUGGAGUUCUUCGGAGACGACCGACAGCACAGCAGGGUGAUUUACCUGCCUCGAAACCUGUUGAUGAAGAGCGAUUGGAGAAGAUGGCUGUUUUGACUAACCGGUCGACGUCGUUGGAUGAGGGCACGUCUUGGCUUUUCUCGCCUGAUGAGUGCGCGAAUCCGGCUGUGGAUCAAGAGACUGAAUCUACUUCUGAGAAUGAUCUCUAUUCAACCGUACGCAAGCACACCUACGGCAUUUCAAACUCGCUGUACACAAAUCCUUGGCCAAAGGUGUAUAAAGGCUGCGAUCUUUUGAGCUCGUUGAUCGCUGAAGAUAUCGGGAACCCCGGAAGCAAAACGGGAGAUAAGGAAGAAUUCAUUAGCUCACUGUUUGAUAUCCUAUCAACCGACAAUCUACCGAGAGAUGCGCUCGGGUCCGGCAACCCAGCUUUGGUGUUUGACGCACUGAAGCACAGUAUCAAGAUCCCCGUUUUCUCCUCCACCAGCGGUGUUUUGAAAGCAGACGAAGACCUUCUCUCGCCGGUGCCGACCGACUCAAGCAUGACGACGGAUGAGCCAGCGGUAGUCGUGCAGCAUGUAAACUCGAGGUUUGAGACGCAUACUUCUGAUAAGCCGUAUGAGUUUAGGCAGGGCAAGUAUUACGGCACGCGGACGCAGACACUUAUUCUGGUGGACAACGAGGGCCACGUCACGUACGCUGAGCGAGACCUGAAUGAUCCGCUGCGCAGAGAGCACUCGAUCCAUGAGUUUGAUAUCGAGGGAUGGAAUGAGUAG
Myxozyma melibiosi is the source of this 1152-nucleotide messenger RNA. RefSeq names its product NRDE protein-domain-containing protein. The transcript has 3 exons. Gene Ontology annotation, biological process: Golgi organization; protein secretion. Gene Ontology annotation, cellular component: Golgi apparatus. Bases 1 to 1152 code for a protein of 383 amino acids. NCBI's taxonomy places the organism in Eukaryota, Fungi, Ascomycota, Lipomycetes, Lipomycetales, Lipomycetaceae. The record is from RefSeq and is a predicted model, not a curated record.